Asparagus officinalis (garden asparagus) is the source of this 1488-nucleotide messenger RNA. RefSeq lists its product as uncharacterized. The record is from RefSeq and is a predicted model, not a curated record. The transcript is spliced from 2 exons. NCBI's taxonomy places the organism in Eukaryota, Viridiplantae, Streptophyta, Magnoliopsida, Asparagales, Asparagaceae. The coding region runs from base 1028 to 1252 and encodes 74 amino acids.
UGAUCACUAUAAACGACACUAUUUUGAAUGGGAUUUGAUGCUGAUCUAACAAAUAAAGCAAUAUAAUAGCUUGAUUCUUAUUUUUUAUAGUACUUGGUACUGAUUUAUUAGUAUAUAUAUAAUAUAUAUACGAGAUUUGUUGAUCCUGUUUCAUUUACCCCUCUCACACAAUGGCCUGUGUUUAACCACACAUAUAGUUAUUUAUCUAAUCCAUAUUGAACACCUUUUCCUAUCAAAUUCCCCAAGUCAUAAAUCACCCAAUGCAAAAAAGUUGGCUAGGCCCUUCUGGCUGAUUACUGUCUUAGAAAAUAGGGAGAAGGUGACUUCUUAGUGUUAUAGUUGUGGAGUAACGCCAGAGAGAUUUUUUUGAUUAGUGCUAUUUUCGUCGGCAAUCAAGUAGAAGCUAAAAACUUAAAAGACACCAUCUAGAAGAAGGCAUCUUCAGUUUUCACAAUGAGAGCAUUGGCUAACAUAUAAUCCAUCAUUAGAGGUUUCUAUUGCUUUAAAACACCAAGAAGCACCAACCGUUUUGGCCUUUAUCAUGAUUGUUGCUUUUGAAGUUAACUUAGCUCUCUUAUGUUGUUGCCAAUUUGGUUAGGUUAAUGUACCCAACUUCUUACAUCAACCUCAUACCUUUCUUUAAUACAUCAAUUAAAUAGACCCCUGUUUAUCUAAACUCUAGUAUUAGCAUAGUUAACUAAUUUUUACAUUAUUGCCAUAUUAUCAACGACGCUUCACCAUCAUGCUAAAUCUGUGAAGGUCAUAUUUCACUAAAAAGGGUAAAGAUAUAAUAGUUUGCGACCGAUAAGCUAAUGACAAGACUAGAGGUGGAUGAAUGAGUGUGGGAGUUGAAAUAGAUCAUCCUGAGGAAGAAACCUUAACCAACUAUGCAAAAUUAACCAUAUUUAAUUUACCAACUUGUAUAUAAAUGGGCAGGUUUGGUGAGAUAUUUAAGAACUUUCAACCUUUUAUGGGGAAACUUCCAUCUUUUUAAGGACUCUUCUUCUUCUAGUCCCUCUCAUUCUCCAUGGAAGGUCUAAUCCCAUAUAUCUACAAAGCCAUAGUUCAGUACAGGAACAAUGAUCAGCCUCAAGUUACAGUGAUUCAGUUUGAUGAAGUGCCUUCAGCUUCCUAUGUGAGAUUGCCUGGAAAUUCUGGGAGAUUCAGGAUGCCAGAUGUUCAGUUCUUUGCUUCUUCGCCUCCUUCAUCGCCUGAACCAUUAAAGCAACCUAAAGGAAGUCAAGUUCUUUAGUAUAAUUUGUCAUGUUUUGUAAUAGAGUAAAUUGCGGAUAGACCCUGAAUAUCGUAGUAAGUUUAAAACAACGAUACUGCAAGGGUUCUAUCCGCAAUUAAGGCUUCGUAAUAGGUUAUGGACUUCCAAAAGAGGAGGAUUUACCCUUUAUUUGUGAAUUUAGUGAGUGUUUUGAAUUGUGAAGUAUGGAUGUUUUGUGUAGAUAGUUGAGUGAUAUGUUUGAGGAUCUAACCUAU